Molecule: messenger RNA, 1967 nt
Organism: Contarinia nasturtii (swede midge)
Lineage: Eukaryota; Metazoa; Arthropoda; Insecta; Diptera; Cecidomyiidae
Product: adenosine deaminase 2-like
Exons: 5
Coding region: 200-1843 (547 amino acids)
Biological process (GO): adenosine catabolic process; inosine biosynthetic process
Molecular function (GO): calcium ion binding; adenosine deaminase activity
Source: RefSeq, a predicted model, not a curated record
AAAUGUUCAGUCAAUUGUUCGUCGAUCACAUAACCAGUAGUUGGUAAUGCGUGACGUUUGUUACCAGCAAACAUAUUUUUUGUUUCAAUUUCUUCUUUGAUUGUGUGUGUGUGUGCGUCAGCUCAACUGAAGCUCGAUUUAUUACCUGUCAUCGCGUCUAUAAUUAGUUCAUAUUAAUUGAAUAUCGAACACCGGCCAAAUGAUGAAAACAAGAAACACUUUCUUGUUAAUAUGCAUCGGUGUUAUAUUUCAUAUGGUUGACUCGUCGGUAAUGCACAAUCAAAGUGUGAGGGAACGGUGUCGACGCAUAACAAACGAACUUGAUGAAAAUAGCAUUGUUACCGCACAAACGGAAUGUAAUUCGCGUACAAAAGUUCAUGAUUAUUUCCGUGACCGUGAAGAAGUGCUAAAAAAUGAAGCGGAAACAAGUUUUGCGGCUGACAUUAAACUGACCGACAGCGAACAGCUUGCCAACAAAAUUAUCAUGAAAGCCAAAGAGGACGAAUUUAAAACGGGUUUCCUGCAGCCAUACCUAUUCAAUCCAGCACGUCAUAUUUUCGAAGUGUUGGAUGCCAUCAAACAAUCAAAACUGUUUCAAAUCAUACAAAAAAUGCCAAAGGGUGGCAUUUUACACGCGCACGAUACAGCUUUGUGCUCUACAAGCUAUGUGGUGUCAUUAACUUAUUGGCCAGAUUUGUGGCAACGAGCGUCAAACAACAACACCAAUGACAUUUUGGAAUUUGUAUUUUCGCGUGAUCAACCGAAGAGAAAACCAGAUGAUAACGAUUCGUCAUGGCGUCUCGUCAAAGAUGUCCGAACUGAAAUCGGUGCCAAGGAGUAUGAUGAAAAUUUACGCAAAAUGUUCACGCUAUUCGAUAAAAAUGUUAAUCCACGUGUACAAUUCAAAGAUGUUAAUGACGUAUGGGUUCAUUUUAUGGGUAUAUUCAUUAAAUUUGAACCCCUUGUUACAUAUGCACCAGUUUGGAAAGCCUAUUACAAGCAUGCACUCAAAGAAAUGCAAGCGGAUGGUGUUCAAUAUUUGGAAUUCAGAGGUCUCUUGCCCAAGGUCUACGAUUUGGAUGGUAAAAUAUAUAAUGAAGAGGAUAUAAUGGAAGUGUAUGUUGAAGCAUUGGAUGAAUUCAAGCGUGAUAAUCCAUCGUUUAUUGGCUCGAAAUUCAUAUAUGCACCACGCAAGCAAAUGCCCAAUGAGACGGUAGCUACAUAUUUUGACAUCGUUCGUCGGCUGCAUGCGAAAUUUCCACAGUUCUUGGCCGGUUUUGAUUUGGUUGGACAAGAAGACAUUGCACCUGGCUUAGUUUCGUUUGCCGAACAGAUUUUACAGUUGCCUGAUGACAUAAAACUAUUCUUCCAUGCCGGCGAAACAGCAUGGUUUGGCAGUGUCGAUGAAAAUUUGAUUGAUGCAGUUUUGCUGGGAAGUCGUCGAAUUGGACAUGGUUAUGCAUUGAUUAAACAUCCAAAAGUAAUUGAUCUUGUCAAAAGCAAUGAUAUUGCGGUUGAGGUGAAUCCAAUAUCCAAUCAAGUGUUAAAAUUGGUUGAUGAUUUUCGUAAUCAUCCAGCGUCAGUGUUUAUGGCACAAAAUGUGCCCAUUGUUAUUUCAUCGGAUGAUCCAUCUUUUUGGGAGGUGUCACCGUUGUCGCAUGACUUUUACAUUGCCUUUUUGGGAAUUGCAUCGCGUCACAGUGACUUGCGAACGCUCAAGAAAUUCGCAAUAAAUUCAAUUCAGUACAGUUCACUGAAUGAUAGUGAAAAAAUUGAAGCUUUCGCCAAGUGGCAAGUCAAAUGGGACACAUUUAUUGAAGACUUAGUGCAAAAUCAACAAUAAAUUGAAUCAAAAUCAUUUUAAUAUGUCGUUUUGCACGAAAAUAAACACACAAUUGAUGAAAGUGUAUCUAUUUUUAUAAGAAAAAGGAAAUAUCCAAAUAAAAACUGUUAAUUCACGUAUCUGA